GAAAGAAGAACGUUAGCAAACGAACUAAUUAAACGAGAUCAUAAUUAAAGAAACACACGAAGGUGGUAAAUCGAAGAAGGUUAGUUACUGUAAGUUCAAAGGUACGUCGACCUAUUUAUGGUUUCGUGCACGUUCGUAUACGAGACUGCAGAAAUUCUAAAUACGUCCGCAACAAUCUAAUUGAAGCUAAACAAGCUAUGGAAAUAGCUCUCGCACACACAAUACCGCAGUGCACGGUAAUAUCUCGAAAAGAUCGGACACGUUCCAAGUAUCUCCCAUUAAAUUAUUAAAUAAUAGUCCCAUAAGUGUGUCAAUAAUUAUCACGAAGUGGUCUAAUCGAGAAAAGAAAAAAAAAAGAAAAAAAAAGGAAAGAAAAAUCGAUCGACGUUUAAUCGUCCUAAAAAAAAGUAUUUACUUUACGAAACAUCUUCAAUUUAUUUGUCAUUUUUUUUAUUUAUUCCAUUCUACUAAUUAAUAUAAUUUUUCAUUUCUGUUUCAUCGUAAUUAGAAACAAUUUUUAUCGAAAGGAAUUGUUUUUAUUUUUUUAUCAAUUGUUAAAUAAAUUUUACGAUCUCGUUUUUUCUUUUUCUUUUCUUUUUCUUCUUUUUGAAUCAGAUUUUGGGAAACGAUCAACUGUCGACUUUUAAAAAUAAGUAAAUUUCGCGAAUGAACUAAAUUCAUACGAAUAAAUAAUCGAGAAAACAAAUGAACGCGACAAUCGAUUAGGUAUAUGGAUAUAUUAUAUAUACAUAUAUAUACAAAAAAUGUAUAAAAUCGUGCUCGUAUCUCGUAUGACAGAAUAAGGAUAAACCGAACAUCUUUCUUUCGUCCACCUAUCUUCCAGAAUCCUUUAACGCGAGUAUUCUCGGACACGUAAAUUAUAAUCUCGUGUCGCAAGAAAAGAAAAAAAUUGAAGAAAAAGGAGAAAAAAGAAAGAAACAAUAAAGAAAAACCACUAUACAACAACAUUAGAAAAGAUUUCGAAAGUGAUCACGAUGCCCAAAAAUUCGAGAACUCGUAUGUACGGAUAAGAGAAGAAUAAAUAAAUAUUUCAAAAGUAAUGUACGAGACAACAAAGGACAGAAGAAAUGAUAAGUCAUUGUCAUGAACAUCCUUGAAAGUAUCAAUAAACAUAAUAUUACGGUAGUGAACGAGCCCAAAAUUCGUGCCAAUACAUUUUCAAGAAUUUUACGUGAAAUUGAUUACGAAGAAUUAGGCGAAUCGAUUUGUAAUAAGAAUUAUUCUAAAACUGUUUUUCAACGUCCAUUGAAAAAUCAUACGAUAGAAAAUGAAAAAGUUAUUUUAUGUGCCGAAAGUGACACCGAAUCGAGAAAGACUAAUGCUGAAAGUGCGAAAACGAAGAAGAAAAAGAAACGAAGAUACUUAACUAUUUGCACUAGUAAUUGCAAAUACGACGUAGUUAGACGCGUAGCAGCACGAUUUGGAAUGAAGGAAGUGACCGAAGACAGUAGUUGGAAUCUUUACUGGACCGAUCUAAGUGUCAGUAUCGAACGUGCAAAAGAUAUGAAAAGAUAUCAAAAGGUCAAUCAUUUUCCUGGAAUGACGGAAAUAUGUCGAAAGGAUUUACUUGCCAGAAAUCUCAAUCGCAUGUUGAAACUCUUUCCAAAGGAUUAUAAUUUUUUUCCAAAAACUUGGUGCUUUCCUGCGGAUCAUGGCGAUGCCAUUGCUUACUCGAAAAUACGUCGAGCAAAGACUUACAUAAUCAAACCAGAUACUGGCUGUCAAGGACGUGGGAUUUAUUUAACCAAAAAUUUGAAAGAUAUUAAACCAAGCGAACGUAUGAUCUGCCAAGUCUACAUUUCCAGGCCAUAUUUGAUAGACGGAUAUAAGUUCGAUCUGCGUAUCUACACAUUGAUAACAUCAUGCGAUCCUCUUCGAAUAUAUGUUUACAAUGAUGGCUUAGCAAGAUUUGCUACGAGUAGAUACAAGGAACCAACUGGUCACAACACAUCGAACGUUUUCAUGCACUUAACUAAUUAUGCUGUUAACAAACAUAGUCGUAUGUACAUCGUUGACGAAGAGAUAGGUAGCAAAAGAAAGAUCUCGACUUUGUUGAAAUGGUUAAGAGUUAAGGAUAUCAAAGUUGACGAUCUAUGGAAUAAGAUCGACGAGAUUAUUAUCAAAACUAUAUUAGCCGCUCAUCCUGUUCUAAAACAUAGUUAUCGUACUUGUUUCCCAACGCACGAUAGAACCUACGCGUGCUUCGAACUUUUAGGAUUCGACAUUUUACUCGAUUGGAAACUGAGACCAUAUCUUUUGGAAGUCAAUCAUUCGCCAAGUUUUCACACAGACGCACAAAUCGACAAGGACGUCAAGGAAUCGCUUUUGACCGACACCUUCGAAAUGUUGAAUCUUCAACAAUGCGAUAAAAAGAAAAUCAUAGAGGAAGAUAGAAGACGCGUUAGGGACAGACUACUUCAAGGUGUAAUCUUGAAAGAUUUCAGCUCGAACAAUGAUAACACCAUGAUGGGUUUGUUGAAAUCGGAAAAAACUGAACAGGAUUACAUAGAGAGACAAUUUAAAUGGGAGGACGAUCAUGUCGGUAACUUUCGUCGAAUAUAUCCGUCCAUUAACGACGAGAAAUAUCAACAAUUUUUUAAACAGAAUGGCACCACAGUAUUCCAAGAGACCGUGGCGUCUCGUGCACGGGAGGAAGCGUCUAAAAUUCAUAAAGAAGAGAACGAAGUUAAAAUAAAAGAGCAGGAUAAUAAAAAGACCAACGGCAAGUGGAUCGAUCAGAAACCGAUUCCAGAAAGUCCGAUGGUUGGACAAAAGAAUAAUAACAAACGUUUGGAACAUAAGUCUUUCACUUAUUUGAAGAAGAUUAUACCACAAAGGCCAUUAUCAAAAAAUUCGGACAAAGUACUGUCCUCCUUCGAACCUGAGAUAAUAUCAGAGUCCGAAGAAAGAGAAAGGGUAACUGCCCUAGCUCAACGUGAUUUUCUUUUAAGAAGUUAUGGUAUACUGGAACAGAUUUACAUGGCUAUGAAACAGAACGGUACACUUAGGGACAAAGACGUUAAAAAAUAUGGUGUCUAUGGGAGGUUAUCGCUGAAGAAUGAAAAAAAUCUAUUCCGCGAAAGAGCAUCGUUUGGCAUGUCAAGAAGCAAUGUUAAAUCAUCAUAAUCAUCGUUAUUAUCAUAAAUGACUAUUGAAUCAUUGUUCAUAAUUUCGUCCAAACAAGUAGUGAAAAAAAAGAAAAGAGAAAGGACAACAAGACAAAUAUAAUACAUUAAUUAAUUGAUUGAUUGAUUAAUAAAAAGAUUAAAAAAAAGAAAGAAAAAAAAAACGUCGACGAUUCACAAAAUUGUUAUUAAAUAAUAAUAACGAUAAUUAUUUUUUAUUAUUAUUAUUAUUAUUAUUACUAUUAUUAUUAUUAUUAUUAUUAUUAUUAUUAUUAUUAAUAUGGUUACUUUAAAUGUAUUUUUGAGAUAUCAGAAAGAGAGAGAGAGAGAAAGAGAGAGAGAGGAAGAGAAAGAAACAGAGAGCUUUUAAAUAUUUCUAUUAAUUAGAAACGAGGCAAUUAUUUAUUCAAAUUUUAUGAAAAUUUUUUUAUGAUAAAAACAAAUAAACUUUUUCACGUAUAUAUUUUUUGUUCGCUAUUAAUAUUAUGUAUUAAAUUAUAUAUAACGAAAACGAAAAUAUAUAAAUGAAAAUAUACCAUAUAUAAAAAUUCAAAAGAUAUAUAUAUAUAUAUAUAUGUAUAUGUUGGUGUACUUGUUACGUGUAUCAAAUUAUCAUGUUCUCAAAACGUUAAAUUGUUAAUAAAUUUUUCUACCAAUUAUUUACAUUAAUUACAAAUUGAUUAUGUAGUUGAUGAACUUAAUAAUUUUCUCUCUCUCUCUCUCUCUCUCUCUCUCUCUCUCUCUCUCUCUCUCUCUCUCUCUUCUGUCUCUCUCUUCUGUCUCUCUCUCUGUGUCUUUUCAUAAUUUCAAUUGAAAAAGAUAAAACACUCUGAAAAGAGAGCGAUUAGAUAAAAUUAAACGAGGUACGAGUUGUAUCUUUUUCAUUUAGGAAUCAUAUAUGUAUAUAAAUAUGUACAAUAAAAGUAUG
Vespula vulgaris is the source of this 4074-nucleotide messenger RNA. RefSeq names its product tubulin polyglutamylase TTLL13-like. Gene Ontology annotation, molecular function: tubulin-glutamic acid ligase activity; tubulin binding. Bases 1105 to 3147 code for a protein of 680 amino acids. Gene Ontology annotation, cellular component: cilium. The transcript is spliced from 11 exons. Gene Ontology annotation, biological process: microtubule cytoskeleton organization; protein polyglutamylation. The record is from RefSeq and is a predicted model, not a curated record. NCBI's taxonomy places the organism in Eukaryota, Metazoa, Arthropoda, Insecta, Hymenoptera, Vespidae.